Messenger RNA from Cryptomeria japonica (Japanese cedar), 2212 nucleotides. RefSeq names its product ran-binding protein M homolog. The transcript has 13 exons. Gene Ontology annotation, molecular function: protein binding. NCBI's taxonomy places the organism in Eukaryota, Viridiplantae, Streptophyta, Pinopsida, Cupressales, Cupressaceae. Gene Ontology annotation, cellular component: cytoplasm. The record is from RefSeq and is a predicted model, not a curated record. Gene Ontology annotation, biological process: cytoskeleton organization; cell surface receptor signaling pathway. Bases 297 to 1694 code for a protein of 465 amino acids.
CAUAAAUAAUCGUCACAUACUUUUACAAGUUUAUAAUAAAAAAUUAAAAAGCUUAGGAAGAAAAAACCUAGUGCCUUCCAAAACUGCACAGGCCGCUUUUUUAAGGCUGGGAAUGAACUGCGGAGGUUGGAUUUCGAAGAAACAUAUUCAUAAGGAGACAUCUUCAUUCAUUUACAACGCUCUUCUCCGGCCUCUUUAGUUGCCGCCUCCUUUUACAGUAUUUUUCAGCUGCCUCCUCCUACAAUUUGUUUAGACAUUCUUUAUUACACUUACCUGAACUGGUUAAGUUACGAAGGAUGUUGAACGGAGAUGAUUGGUCGCGCGUUAGGUUAAAUGAUGUAAGCCUUGCACAAAUGGGAUGGACAAAGAGAUUUUGUAAUAAAGAUUUGAUGGAGGAAGAUGAGCUAGUUCCCACGCGUUUUAAUACAAACCCCAGCUCUCCCUGCUUGGUUAUCUCCCCUGACAAGCUCUCUGCACAGUACAGUGGCGAGGGAAAGCAUGGUCAUGAUGUUGGUGCAGCGCAGGCUGAUUGCCCUGCCCCUGUUAAGAGACUUCUUUAUUACUUUGAGAUUACUGUUAAAGACAGGGGACAGCAAGGCUAUGUUUCCAUUGGCUUUACGGAUCGACAAUUCAAGGCUGGCAGACAUCCCGGGUGGGAGCAAAAUUCCUUUGGGUAUCAUGGAGAUGAUGGCUUGGUUUAUCGUGGACAAGGAAAGGGUGAACAAUUUGGUUUUCCCACUUUUACAACUGGAGAUACAGUUGGCGCUGGCAUAAAUUAUGCUGCACAAGAAAUUUUUUUUACACACAAUGGAAAAUUCCUUGGAUCAGUCCCUAAGGAUGUAAUUGUGCCCUUGUUUCCUACCAUUGGUCUUCAUAGCUUGAAUGAAAAGGUGGAAGUGAACUUUGGACAAAGAUCAUUUGUUUACGAUAUUGAGCAAUUGGUCCAAGAGGAAAGAGACAAGCUCCAAUCUACAAUAGAAAAUGUAUCUUUGCCCCUUAGUAUUAGUCACAGAAUUGUUCGGUCUUAUUUGAUGCAUUAUGGAUAUCAAGACACACUUAAAUGCUUUGAUACAGCAAGUGGAAACACGUUUCCUCCAGUAAUAUUUUCGCCCCAAGAAUUGAAUAACGAGUCUUUAAAUGAAGAGAUCUAUGCAUUAGAACAACGCAAGUUAUUACGAAAGCUUAUUCGGAGUGGUGAUAUUGAUUCUGCCUUUAGUAAGCUCCGGGAAUGGUAUCCAAGACUCUUACAGGACAACAUGUCAACCAUAUGCUUUCUUCUUCAUUGCCAGAAGUUCAUCGAACUUGUUGCGGAAAGACGCUCAGAAGCUGCAAUAAAUUAUGCUCGCUUGGAGUUGCAAAGAUUUUAUGGAGUUGGUACCCUUGAGGAUUUGCUCAAGGAUGCUGUUGCUUUGCUUGCAUAUGAAGACCCCAAAAACUCUGAUUUAGGUUACCUACUCAGCUUGACUCAAAGAGAAGCGGUUGCAGAUGCAGUAAAUGCUAUGGUUUUAUCAACUAACCCUGCAUUGCAAAAUCCAGAACGCGUUCUAACAUCAUCUCUGGAGAAGUUACUGAAGCAGCUAACACUCUGCAAUACAAUGAGAAGGGAUCUGAAUGGGCGACAAGGCGAAAUUUUUAAUUUGCACAAGCUUUUACAUGGGGCAGGCUCUACGGGCCAUGCCCUUGGCAAAUCUUGAACUUUGGUCAUCAUCAAAAAAGUUGCAGGUUAAGCUUUAUGAGGCCCUUACACUUCUACCGAUCCUCAUUCAGUGAAGGCGCAGAACUGAUUUUCAUGAUGUUUAACAGUUGUGUCGGGUAGAUCAAGCCAGAGUUCUGGGGUUAGAAGUGGUGAAAGAGAAGUCAAUAAGGGUGGGAGGUUUUGGCAUCAUGUCCCUGCUUGCAUUUAUUGUACCAAAAAUGAUCAAGGAAUGGAUGUGAUUUGUAUAAUGUUACUUUGUCCAGUCAUAAUUUUGGAUAAAUUUUGCUCUCAUGUACAAUUGUUUUUGCUUAAAUUUCUUUCUUUGCACUUCUCUUGCUGAAGGGAUUUCAUUUAAACCCAUAAGUUAUUGUAUUGUAGGUAUUAUGGUAACAAUUUCCUAGUGCUUAACAUCUAGCCAUAUUUUUCUGCGGAGGCUGCUAAACUUCCAACAUAGCUUAUUUGAGUUAUUCCAUUGUUUAUCAUAUAUACUAGUUAUCAGCUUUUGGAAGUAAUCAA